Haemorhous mexicanus (house finch) is the source of this 2691-nucleotide messenger RNA. RefSeq lists its product as uncharacterized. The record is from RefSeq and is a predicted model, not a curated record. NCBI's taxonomy places the organism in Eukaryota, Metazoa, Chordata, Aves, Passeriformes, Fringillidae. The transcript has 3 exons. The coding region runs from base 154 to 2124 and encodes 656 amino acids.
CCCGCCCCUUCCCGGCCGCUCUUGAGGCGGCUCCGCCAUUUUCCCGGCGCCGUUCCCGGGGCUGGUUCUGGGCCGGGGACUGGCGUCCGUCCCGGGGCUCCUUUGGCACCGGAGAGUCCCCAAGGUGUCCUCAAGGUGUCCUCAGUGACCCCCAUGGAGCCCAAAGAGCUGUCCCCGGCUAUGCUGCAGCCGCCGGUAACCGUGGUGGCCACCCUGGGUGAGCUGCUGGCCACCCUGCCCAGGCGGGACGAGGAGAUGAGGCUGUUCAAGUACCCAGGCUGCCUGCACUGGGACCUGCAGGACUUCACCACGAACCUCCAGAGCACCCUGUACCGCGCUGAUGACUUCUGGAGGUGCCGCAAUGUCACCUCCAAUGAUGAUGACCCUCCCACCUCCCUGAGCCAGGCCCUGGCCGCCUACAAGAGCACCCCAGGGACUACCUGGGACCGUGUGACAAUGGCAACCAGCAUGUGGCAGUGGUCGGUGUCCGUGCUUGGGAACAGCUGGGUCCAGCUGGCCAGGACAGCCAGCAGGCUCCGCAACACCUGCAGGCAGGCGGCCACUGAGGCGGCCGACAGGGCCUCCACCAGCACCGCCCGGGCCGGGGAGCUGCAGGCCGAGGCUGCCCGUGAUGGGACAGCUCUGGAAAACAUGGAGGAGCUGGGUCAGGCCCUGGGUGGGGAGGAGGGGGCUGAGGGGGCGGCCAGGACUGAAUCCCAGGUGAGGGAAGAAGCCAGGGGGACUUCCUGCGAGGCAGCCAGGGCCACCAUGGUGGGAGAGGGGGUGGAGGAGCCCCUGGGGCUGCUGGAGCGCUUGGUGGCCGCGUGUAUCGAAGCCAUUGCCUUCCCCCGGGGGCUUUGGCGCCUGCUCGAGGACACCAAGGCUGCCCUGGAGGGGGCAAGUGAGGCUUCCCCCAAUGUCCCUGAGGACUUGGUGGCCAAGGUGGCCAUGGCCGAGCGGCUGUGGGAGGCCAACGUCCGCCUGGUCAAGGAUCACCUGGGGAAGACAUUUCCAGACAUCAUUGAUAUCUUGUUCAGUGGUGGUCCUGCCAGCUGCACUGCCUGUGGGGUGGCCGAGAGGUGCCAGAGAGCCAUCGAGGACAUCCCAAGGCUUGUUCAACCCUCAGAGCAUCCCCAAGGUGUCCCCAAGGUGUCCCCAGUGAGCAUGGAGACCCAAGAGCUGUCCCCAGCCCUGCUGCAGCUGCCAAUCACCGUGGUGGCCAUCCUGGGUGAGCUGCUGGCCGCCCUGUGCAGUCUGCACGAGGUGAGGAGGCUGCUCAAGUCCCAGGGGUGCCUGUACAACGACCUGGGGGACUUCACCGUGGAGCUCCAGGACAGCCUGUGCCACAUUAAUGACCCCUGGUGGCACCGCAUUUUCCACUCCCGUGAUGGUGACCCUCCUGCCACCCUGGUCCAGGCCCUGGACACCUACAGGAACUUCCCACUGACCGUGUCAAGCUGUGUGACACGGGUGGCCCGCCAGUGGGAGGGCUUGGUGUCUGUGUGUGUGAACAGCUGGGCCCAGCUGACCAGGAAAGCCACCGAGCUCUGCAACACCUGGAGGGAGGUGGCCACCAGGGUGGCCGACAGGGUGGCCACUGCCACUGCCCGGGCCAGGGAGCUGCAGGACGAGGCCGCCCGUGAUGGGACAGCUCAGGAAAACAUGGGGGAGCUGGGUCAGGCCCUGGGCGGGGAGGAGGGGGCCAGGCACAAAGCCCAGAUAAGGGAAGAGGCCAGGGAGGCUGCCAGCAAGGCAACCAGGGCCUCCAUGGUGGGACAGCGGGUGGAGGCGGCCCUGGGGCUGCUGGAGCGCUUGGUGGCCGCGUGUGACGAAGCCACCGCCUUCCCCCGGGAGCUGCAGCGCCUGCUCAGGGACACUGAGGCCAUCCUGAAGGGGACAAGUAAGGCACCCCCCAAUGUCCCUGAGGCCUUGGUGGCCCAGGUGGCCCAGGCCAAGCGCUUGUGGGUGGCCAACGCCCGCCUGGCCAAGGAUCACCUGGUGGGGGCCGUUGACAGGAUCACCGAGUUCUAUUUCAUUGAUGGUCCUGGCAGAGCCAGUGACCAUGUGGUGGCCAUCCGGUGCCAUAAAGCCAUCGAGGACAUCCCCAAACUGCUGCAGGGAUGAUGAUGUCACCGCCCUGACAUCAUUAUGGCAGUGACAUCACUGGGGACAUCGCUGCUGUCACCUGUCCCCUCCCCGUGCAGUAUUUGAGACAAAUCUGGGGAAUUUCCGGAAAUUUUCAAUGAUACUGUCCCAAAUCCUGAUGGGAAUUCCUGGGGUGACAUCACUGGGGACACUCAGGGACAGGGGACAGGGGUGACUGAGUCCCCUCAGCAGCUUCCAGCUUUCAGUGUGCCUGCAGCAGAGCCAGGUUGUCAUGGUAUUUUCUGAAAAAUCCCUUUGCCAGGAUUUCUUCUCCUGGGAAGAUGAGAAGCCUCAGAGGAAAAGGAAAACAAUCCUCUCUGAUUGCUUCUCCCUGUGUUUUGCUGCUUUGGAAUGUGGCAGGUGCAUCUUUGAUUGGUUCCAUGUGAAUUGUUCUUACCCAAUGACCAGUCCCAGUCCAGCUGUGUUGUACUCUCUGGUCAGUCAGGGGUUCUUAUUUUUCAUUCUUUUCUGACUUUCUGACGUAUCCUUUCUCUCUAUAGUUUUCAUAUGGUUUUAGUAUAGCAUUAAUAUAAUAUAAUAAUAUAA